AUGAUUACUCAAGAUCUCCCCCUUCAAGAAAACCAUGGCGCGACCUUACAAUCACUCAGUGCAUAACCACCGUUAAACAAAACGUUUAAGAUAAUUAUACACUAAGUUGUUGACUGCAGAUACAUCGCCCGGCUUCAGGAAAGCGAGAUAAAUGCAGUCUUGAAUAACUCACUAUCCUCCAAGAAGACUAGUGAGUAUAAUAGAGGGAAAAAUAAGUCAUUUACAAAGACACAAAGGGAAAAAGAAAAUAAUCAAGGAGAAUAGUAACAGCAAGUUCAGUAGAGGAGUCAUGCCAAUGGAAAAUUUACAUGCGAAUGCACUAUCUGCAUUGAAUAAACAAAGCCUGAGUACCAUCUUGAUAUCUAUCAGAAUCAGCUUGACGUGAGGGAACAUCUCUACCAAGGCAUGCCUAGAGAUUUUCACUGGCUCAUGCAGCAUCUUCUACCAAUAAAUGAAAAAAUUAGAGGAUGUGAAUUAAUAUUCCCAGACACUGUAUUGUUCCACAGAGGGAAGCCAAAAGUUAUCAUAAAAAAUGACAAGGAAUAUUGCUUGAUGCCUAUCAGAUAGCUCUCUAAACUUAAUUUGCAAUCAAUUUACAAAGAUUUUUCGAAUGUAGUUAGAGAAAGGAAGAAAGAUUUCGCUGGAGCUUUUCAUAAGUUAUAUAAUUACUCAUCAGGUGUGGGUUAAAUGCUGAAAUAAAAUGAUAUCUUCUAAUCUUUAUUUCAAAGUUAAAAUAAUAAUACUAACGGAGGAAAUAUCAAUCAAUAAGAUGGAGGGAAUGGCUUGGCAGCACAUGGAGGAGGAUCUAGUACUAAUGUAUUAGCAUUAGGAAUGGGAGAUUAAAGUCAUUCAAAAGGUGAAGGGAAAUUCAUUGGAGGAAGAGACUUUUCGCCAGAGAAUUUAUAAAAAGACAAACUUAGAUAGAAUGGAAUGCUUCCAUCUGUGAAUGAAAAGAUUAAUGAUUCAAAGCCUGUAAUAAGCGGUGUAACUGACAAGAACAUUUACUAUAAAGAUGUGGCUUUGAUUAGAUAUAAACCUGAUGAUAAAGGUGAAUCAUUAGUUCAAGUAGUAAAUGAAACUGGAUUCAUGACAACUUUCCAUAAAAGAGCUAAUGAUGACUAUUGGAAAACAGUUUCAUGCAUCUAAACUAAUCUCAAAUCGAAGUUGGGAUGUGGUCAACCUAUAAUCAUAAAGUUUUACGCUCCACUAGAUUAUGAAGAACCCGAAGCUGAAAUAACAUAUGACUAUAAAUCGAUUGGUGGAGACGAAGAUUUGAUUAGACGAGAUCAGCACUAAUACUGCUUGAAAUAGUGUUAUAAAAUGUGCUACUAUGUUUAAAAAGUGUAUCACUUCGAAAUUCUUAAAAUGAGAACAGAAUUUUCUAGAGAUGAAAAUGGAACAAUAUGGUUUUUCUAUGCAUCCCAAAUAGUUGCAAGACCAGUAAAAGGCAAGGGUUUAGCUUUUCAAUCGAAGAAAGUUAACUAUGUAAAUCAAGAAAACAAAACUCAUCUUCUCAAUGAAUUGGAAAGACAUCAAGAAAUAGCAAGAGAUAAUAACUCUUAGAAUAUUCAAAAAAUGUAUGAAAUAAUGGGCUAGCAUUAUAAUAACAUCAAAGAUCAUUUGGGCCUUAAAGAAGCAUUUGAUAACUCAGACUCUGAUGAUUAUACAGAGGAGAUAUUUAAAAAACUUAGACCUUAAUCUCCAUACAAAUUCAAAGAUCUGAUUAAAAAUCAAUUUGAUCCCAAAAAGUUUAAUAGAAUGAUGGGUAAAGCAGACAAAAAGCUUGAUCAUGAAUAAGUUAAAGACAUCAUACUUUAUAAUAAACCUGUUUAAUAGUAACCGAAGAAAAGUUACAAUAAGAAUGACUAUGCAUAACUUCAAGAUAAUAUGAGAUUAGUUCACAAUUAUGUCCAAUCACCCGCUGAACACAGCGUAGGUAGAGCACAAAUAAAUUAAACUGUGGCCUAAAGUCAUGGAGGUUCUUAAAGUGCUCUUAAGUCAUAAAGAGUUUUAAGUUUCAAAUAAAGACCAUUAACUGCCCCAACUAAUAAAUCGCUAGGAAGACCAACAACUGCAGGAGGUGCAAUAAGUGCUAGUACCAAUACAAAUACCAAUCAAAUUCCUUCAUAAAGGUAAAAGGCAUUCUUCUAGAUAUCAAGAGGGAACUAUCAAUUUGAAUCUCACAAAAAUGGACCAACUAGCAAUGUUUCAUCAUUGAGAGACUUGCAUAAGAUGUAUGAGCCACCAAUACCAAGACAUUAAAUACCAACUAACAAUCCGUUCUAUAAUCAUUAGCUAGUUUCAAAAGCAAGCUAUCAAUUUUCUGAACUUUAAGCACCUUAAUCAAUUAGGUAAUCAUAGAAAAAGUCUAGUCCCAGAUCUUUACUUAAUUGGAUAAAUUCACCUAACACAAAAAGGGUUCAGCAAAAGAUGGCAAAUAGAAUCCAAUACUUGAAAUUCUUAUCAUAAAAUAAGAAUGUUUUUAUGAGUGAUGUAGCUUCAUUGCAAGAGGAUCCAGCUGAUCCAGGUACUUAAGGCAAAAAAAGCGUCUAGCAAAAAAUGAAUAUGCUGCUUAUGCUAGCUGAUGAUCCAAAGAACUACUACAAUGCUUUGCAGGAACUUGAAAGAGAAGAAGAAGAAAAAGGAAAUAUUAAGGAAGAUCACUUGUUCCAGGACAAAUAUAUCAUCUCUGAUAAAACUAUCAAUUAAAGUUCUCUUAAUGCUUAACAGCCUAGUCAAAACAACUAUAGCAGAGUACAGCAAACAUUUCAUCAUAGAACUAACGAUUAAAUAGAACAAUAAAGUAGAUUUACUCAUAAUUGA
Stylonychia lemnae is the source of this 2823-nucleotide messenger RNA. Lineage: Eukaryota; Ciliophora; Spirotrichea; Sporadotrichida; Oxytrichidae. The record is from the annotation of a GenBank genome assembly.